UGUAAGAAAAGUGCAGUGUAUACUAGUGUUUUGUGGUGGAGAUUUAUCUAGUGUAAAGAUUUAGAGUGAUAAAUAAUGGCUCGUACAAAACAAACAGCCCGUAAGUCGACUGGUGGUAAGGCACCUCGUAAACAAUUGGCGACCAAAGCUGCUCGCAAGAGUGCUCCAGCAACUGGUGGUGUUAAAAAGCCACAUCGCUAUCGUCCCGGUACAGUGGCAUUGCGGGAAAUUCGUCGUUACCAAAAGAGUACUGAAUUAUUGAUCCGCAAAUUGCCAUUCCAACGAUUAGUUCGUGAAAUCGCACAGGAUUUUAAAACGGAUUUACGUUUCCAAAGUUCUGCAGUUAUGGCUCUACAAGAAGCUAGUGAGGCAUAUUUGGUUGGUUUGUUUGAGGGUACUAAUUUGUGUGCCAUCCAUGCAAAACGUGUUACAAUUAUGCCAAAAUAUAUUCAAUUAGCCGUGCAUAAUUGA
Messenger RNA from Ceratitis capitata (Mediterranean fruit fly), 471 nucleotides. RefSeq names its product histone H3. The transcript has a single exon. The coding region runs from base 76 to 471 and encodes 131 amino acids. Gene Ontology annotation, molecular function: protein heterodimerization activity; structural constituent of chromatin; DNA binding. NCBI's taxonomy places the organism in Eukaryota, Metazoa, Arthropoda, Insecta, Diptera, Tephritidae. Gene Ontology annotation, cellular component: nucleosome. The record is from RefSeq and is a predicted model, not a curated record.